AUGGCCUCGACCAAGUGGGAGCAAGAACAACGCUCCGGUCGUCGUGGUAAGUCUUCACUUGGUGGCCAUCUUGACGCUUCUUCUAACCUGUACCUAGGCGCCUACGAAGACUCGCACACAUAUAGACAGGGUACAGAUCACGGAGCUAACGGUAAUGGUUCCUAUCGCGCCAGUACAAAUUCGCCCCAGCUUGGUGAAGGCUACCUUCCCCCAAACGGCCAUGUUCCUCAUGUUUCCCAAAGGAUGCCUGUCCCGGAGAUGGCUGCCUAUGAUGACCCCAGACGGAUGUACGGUGCUCCUCCCCAUUCUGCGACCCCUGUCACUUCUGCUUUCGGGGAUCCAUCCAUGUAUGCUUCGCACCCGCCCAGGCCGUCAGCCAAUGGAUAUGGUCCCCCAGGAGAUUUUUUCAAUGGCCAUCCUGGAUAUGCUCAUGAUGCUCCUCCACCCCAUGUCAGAGGCCCUCCCCAGUAUCCUCCUUCGUAUCCCACAGGGCAUAGAGAUCCCAGAGAUGAUCCCAGAUAUGCCCCGGAGUACCAGGAUCAGAUGAGAUACGCCAAUUACCCUCCGGCCUCUGUCGCACCAAAUGGAGCCCCAAGUCCUCAGACCACAAGGUCGGAUCAUUAUCUAACCACGACUACUGCGCGUGGACUAACCCCACCUAGUAACUACCCUCCACCGCGCAUGCCACAGUACGACUCAUAUGGACGCCGUAAGUUUACUACGAGAUAUUCACAACAUUCAUGGUAG
Molecule: messenger RNA, 747 nt
Organism: Aureobasidium musti
Lineage: Eukaryota; Fungi; Ascomycota; Dothideomycetes; Dothideales; Saccotheciaceae
Source: the annotation of a GenBank genome assembly